GUGAGCCUCUUUCACAUGCCUUCAUGGAUGGCACUACUUACAGUUUCUUCUCAUCUAUCUUAAGUGAAACCACAAAGACUGGGAAGACUCCUUUAACUGUUAGAAAGUUAUUUAAAAGACUAGAAGCUAUGUUCUUUCCUUGCCACAUUAGACAUGAUCUUUUUUCUGAACCUCUUGAUACUGAUCACCUAUUGCUUAUGACAUCAGCACCAUCAUUUUCUAACACUUAACAAGACAAUGUAUGCCCUGUCCUCUUGUGUGUUUUCUAGUUGUCUUCCCAUUACAGGUGGUAUAGUUCAUGGAGCUCCCCUGACCUAGCCACUCUCCCUCUUUUAGGGCGUGCAGUGUACACAGAGACUCAGUUAUCUGGGGAUAGAUGCCAGACUGUUAUCGAAAAGAGGAAGGCUGAGUCAUCAGGGUACAGAGAAUAGAGAGAGCCUGAAAGACUGUAUGCAUUCUGUGACCGUGGCACCUUUAGGCUCAGACUCUACGACCAUACAGACUACCAGACACCCUCAUCUGAAUACCAUGUCAUGUGUCCAGCUUCUCCUGGACAAAUGAAGGUCUGUGAUGCUAUGCAUGACUUGGGAAACAGUAGGACUUUGUGAUGCAGUCUAGUGGUCUGGUUCUGUCCUCUAUGAGGCAGAGAUGACAGGUCUAGAAUUUGUAGGCAUUAAGUUCUAAGACCCUGAAAGCCUAGGAAGCCUAGGAAGAGUGAUGGCUUGUGAGGUUUAGAUUAUGUUGAACCCUACCUUUAUUCUGUGGGAUGUUGGAUAUCCCUUGUACACUUAUGGCUCCAUUAUCAUUAUUGCAUUAAUUAUUUGGCAAGUGAGAAAGACUCACCAAGAUUUAAGAUUGGGACCUAACAGGAGCUGCUGCCGGCGUCACCGGAAAGUCAAACAAAAGGCGAAAGAUAAAACAUCAAGAGCGAGGAAACUUUCCUGGAAAGAAGCUGAGAAGCCGUGGGAGCUGCUCUCUGUCAUGAGAAGCCAGGGCUGGCUUCCUCAGGAGGGGAGUGUGCGGCGGCUCCUAUGUGCAGAUCCAUGCUGCCACAUCUGCAAUGCUGUGGCUCUGGAGAUUCAGCAGUUGCUAUCGGGUGAGACCACCCACACCACCCCAGCUUCAUCAGGGCCAUCUCAGGGAUCCUCUUGCCUAGAGAUUAUGUCCGUGUCUAGUCUCUCUUUUGAUCAGAGUCAGGAUUCUGUGCACUCCAAAGAGCUUUCACUUCCACCAGCAACCUGCACAGUGUCACAGCUAACACAUCAGAAAUCCUUAACCCAGUCAGUUGCCAAGACAGCUGCCAAGUCAGCCAGUGCAGUCAGCAUCCAUGAUUACUGGGCUGACCACCGGCAACUAAGGCAGGGAUUUCAAGGGCCAGAGGUGUCCUGGGAUGCCGGAGUUCUGUCUUCUUCAAGCCUUGAAGAGCGUAGGAUUCCUGUGAACCAGCAAGACAAGAAGAAGAGGAAUUCUGAAUGUGUCCCAGAGAAACAAGAAGCUGCAGAAGCUGGCUUGGGAGACAAGACAAAGCACUUUACACACCGGAUUCGCCCAAAGGUGAAAGUUCAAGGGCAUAAGGAAUCCGCUCACCUCUCUAAGGAUGAGAAAGUGGCCAAAACCAAGACAGAAAAGGUUGAGAAGAGUCCACCACCCACCAAAUGCCCUGUGAAGGGAGCUAAGUCGGAGAAGACAACAGAGGAGGAGGGCAUGACCUUCUUUGAUGCCCUCCAGUGCCUUGACAACGAGUUCCAGCAACGCUCCGUUCAGUCCAGCCAUUCCUGGACCCUGUGCCUUUCCCGCAACAGCUCAAAGCACUGUCCUCAGCUGACUUGUUCUACACAUUCAAAAAACCCACCCCAUGUCUCAACUCUCACCUCAGCAGAAGCCACUUGUCUACACAAGGAGAAUACCCAGUCCAGGAAAAAGGAGUUCACAGGUUCCCAAACUUCUGCAUCCUCCUGAAAAAGGCUGUCAUCAUCAUUUCCAUUAAUAUAUAGGUGAGGCAGGACCCUCUCCAAAUAUACUCAGUACCUCUAAGCAAAGAACCACCUGUCUGUGCCUCUCAUUUUCAAUGUGGUGUGUGAGGGAGAGAGUAGAGGAGGUAGAUUGUAUUUCCCAUAUGGUAGGGAAUCUUAAGCCCAUAUUUUAGAUAGGUCAGCAUUCUACAUAACUCUUUCGGUUCCACCCUGGACUGUGGAUAAAGGGAUUUGAGCAGAGAAGGAAGACCCUCAUCUAAGGUUCAUUGAAGGUAAAGAUCAGACCUGACUUCCAUGGCUUUGUAUGUUGUCUUUGGGCCCCAGAGGAGCAAAGUGUUCAUGUUGAUAGUACAAAGAAGUGAUGGCUGGGAAUCUAGUGCAUUUUUGACCCAGGGCACAAUUCAUCAGUAACUUCUAUAUGUGCCCACAAUCUGGUGGGAAGAUUUUUAGAGGAGUGUUACAUUGCUCUCUCCUUGAGGAGGUACUUUCUGUGUAUCAAAAGCCUGUAGCUAAUAUGACCAGACGUUAAAAGCAAAUGAUAGAAUCUCCUCUCUCUGCACCCUGUUGUGUUAUUGAUUAGAUUUUAAGGGGUAAAUCAUCUGGGAGCUUGCUGUAGCCCUGUUACCUGUUUGACCCCCACUGCCUUUCAGCUGCAUGGAAUAAAUGCCUCCUAGAAUGAAGAUCAGUUGAUGAGAAUGUCCCCAAAAGAGUCACAAUAAAAAUGACUUUGAGGGCAUCCUGCAUUCAACAAUGAACAUAUUUGAGUACUUACUGUGUGUCAGGAACUAUGCCAGACACAACAGUAACCUAGACACAGGCCUUGCCUCCACAGGAAGCAUGAAAGGAGAGCAGUUGGUGAUAGCGAGUGCAAUCAAUUCAAGGAGGUUUGUUUCACAGAAGUGCAGAAAAGUGGGGAUAGAGCUGUAGGAGGAAGUGGGCCCCAGAGAGUUUGUUUUUUUUAAAAAAGAGAGAGACAUAACAUGUUGGAUGUUGACAGAAAUGAUGCAGUUGAGGAGGGAUAAGUGAUGAU
This is a messenger RNA of Camelus dromedarius (Arabian camel), 3003 nucleotides long. RefSeq names its product SPATA31 subfamily F member 3 (gene SPATA31F3). The record is from RefSeq and is a predicted model, not a curated record. NCBI's taxonomy places the organism in Eukaryota, Metazoa, Chordata, Mammalia, Artiodactyla, Camelidae. Bases 739 to 1959 code for a protein of 406 amino acids. The transcript has 5 exons.